Messenger RNA from Arabidopsis lyrata subsp. lyrata, 2163 nucleotides. RefSeq names its product NAC domain-containing protein 17. Gene Ontology annotation, biological process: regulation of DNA-templated transcription. The record is from RefSeq and is a predicted model, not a curated record. Lineage: Eukaryota; Viridiplantae; Streptophyta; Magnoliopsida; Brassicales; Brassicaceae. Gene Ontology annotation, molecular function: DNA binding.
GUAGCCAACCAAAAAAUACCUCAAUCUACACAAAAAAUCUCAUUUCUCGUUUUUUUUCCGUUUUUGUUCUCUCUCCGGCCGAUCAAACCCUAGGAGUUCACAAUUCGUUCAAUCACGGCGGUUGCUCUCACUGUCAUGUAGGUUUGAUUCAUCUUCUCUUCUGGAUCUUGAGUGACGAAGAGAAGAGAUCUUACGUCUUCUGAGAGAGAGAAAGAUUUUCUCCCUCGUUGACCCGAUCGGUUCUUUUUUCGUCGCCGGGGAUUUUCAUUUUUGUUUAGGGAUCGGCUCUGAUUUGUUACGUAGAUGGCGGAUUCUUCACCCGAUUCGUGUUUCAAAGGAGGCAAAUUCAGUGCUCCAGGUUUUCGAUUUCACCCGACUGAUGAAGAGCUUGUGAUGUAUUAUCUUAAGAGGAAGAUUUGUAGGAAGAGGCUUAGAGUUAAUGUUAUCGGUGUUGUUGAUGUUUAUAAAAUGGAUCCUGAAGAAUUGCCUGGUCAAUCGAUGUUGAAGACGGGAGAUAGACAGUGGUUCUAUUUCACUCCAAGGAGUAGGAAGUAUCCGAACGCAGCUAGGUCAAGUAGAGGUACUGAAACUGGGUAUUGGAAGGCGACCGGGAAGGAUCGAGUCAUUGAGUACAAUUCAAGAUCGGUUGGACUCAAGAAGACUCUUGUUUUCUAUAGAGGUCGGGCUCCUAAUGGUGAGCGGACUGAUUGGGUGAUGCAUGAGUAUACUAUGGAUGAAGAUGAACUAGGGAGAUGUAAGAACCCUCAGGAUUACUAUGCUCUUUAUAAGUUGUUUAAGAAAAGUGGGGCUGGUCCUAAAAAUGGUGAACAGUAUGGUGCUCCGUUCCAAGAAGAGGAAUGGGUUGAUGAUGAUAAUGAAGAUGAGAACGCUAUUGCUGUACCGGAGCAACCUGUGGUUCGUUAUGAAGAUACUCGUCGUGUGGAUGGGAGGAGACUUUUCAAUCCUGUUAGUCUUCAGUUAGAGGAUAUUGAUGAGCUUCUCAAUGGAAUCCCAAAUGCACCUGGGGUUCCUCCAAGAUGUAUUCCUCAGGUGAAUAGUGAAGAAGAGCUGCAGAGCACAUUGAUGAAUAAUUCUGCUAGAGAGUUCUUGCCAAACGAUCAGCCAUACAACAGGCCUUCAAGUUUUGACUCAUUAGAGACCGCUGAGGUCACGUCAGCUCCCAAGACCUCUGGUAUAGCACCUCUGGUGUUUGAGAAGGAGGAUUACAUUGAAAUGGAUGAUCUUCUGAUCCCUGAACUUGGAGCUUCUUCAACUGAGAAAGCUGUACAGUUAUCGAACCAUGGUGGAUUCGGCGAUUUUGACGAGUUUGACCAAUUGUUCCAUGAUGUUUCCAUGUCUUUGGAUAUGGAACCUAUUGCAGGGACUUCUACGGAUCUGUCUUAUCCGAGUAAUUUUGCUAACAACACAUCAGACCAAAAACAGCAAUUCCUUUAUCAACAGUUCCAGGACCAGACUCCCGAGAACCAGCUGGACAACAUCAUGGAUCCUAGUACAACCCUCGAUCAAUUCACUAACGAUAUAUGGUUCCAAGAUGAUCAAGCCAUUCUCUUUGAUCAACAACAAUCUUUUUCUGGAGCAUUUGCUUCACCCUCAUCAGGUGUGAUACCCGAUUCCACCAAUCCUACUAUGAGUGUGAAUGCCCAAGGCCAGGAACACCAAAAUGGUGGUGGACCAACAAGCCAGUUCUCAUCGGCUCUGUGGGCAUUAAUGGACUCAAUACCUUCAACGCCAGCCUCUGCGUGUGAGGGUCCUCUUAACCGAACCUUUGUACGUAUGUCUAGCUUCAGCCGUAUGAGGUUCAAUGGAAAGGCUAAUGUAACGCCAGUGACUACUACCAUAGCAAAGAAAGGUAUCAGAAACAGAGGUUUUCUUCUCUUAUCAAUCGUGGGUGCCUUGUGUGCCAUCUUCUGGGUGUUCAUAGCCACAGUUCGAGUCUCAGGUAGAAACGUCUUCUCUUGAAAGACUAGUGGUGGUUUUCUUGAACUCUUAAUUACUGGUAAGUUAGAAGAAGAAACCAUGAUCCACGUUAGUGUUCAUGGGAUUAUUGACCUAUUUUAAUAUAUGAAUCUUUGAAUAUGUACAGAGAGUUUGAAAGAGUAAAAGAACAAUAAUUCGUGAUAAAGGAGUUUCUUGUCUUCUCUA